Messenger RNA from Fomitopsis serialis, 341 nucleotides. RefSeq names its product cytochrome b-c1 complex subunit 10. Bases 68 to 289 code for a protein of 73 amino acids. NCBI's taxonomy places the organism in Eukaryota, Fungi, Basidiomycota, Agaricomycetes, Polyporales, Fomitopsidaceae. The record is from RefSeq and is a predicted model, not a curated record. Gene Ontology annotation, biological process: mitochondrial electron transport, ubiquinol to cytochrome c. The transcript has 4 exons.
CCGACCACGACAACGAUCUCUUCUAUACUUCGUCCCACCGCGACAACCUCAUCCGCACCCUCGAGUCAUGUCUCGCUACUCUUUGCACGUAGAGCCCGAGCACAAGCGGCCCCUCACUUUUGUGCGCCGCUGGGGAACCAGCAUGGGCCUUUGGGGCGCUGGCGCAGGGAUCACGGCACUAUACCUUCUCUCCGUGACGCCGUUGGUAAAACGCGAAUUCCUUUCCAAGUUGCCUGUGGUAGGCGGAUAUUGGCAAGACAAGAUCCCCGCCUCGGACAAGCCGUUCUAGAGCCGUAUUCUUACCCGCAAUGCGAAUAGAUUUAGCAUUUGGUCCUGAAACA